AUGGCACCACCAAGAUCUCAUAAAACUUUUAUCAGUUUUGCAGAUCGUUUAACACCUUCAACUAUAAUAGAAUCGCUUGGUAUAUCGCCUGAAACUUUUACUCAACUUCAAAGAAAGAUCAACUUUGAUGGUCGUUGUGAAGAUGUAAUUGUUCAAUUAAUUCGUGAGAGGAUUUAUUAUGUCAUCUUGAUUGAGAAAUUUGCACAUUCAUUUGAUGGUGGUCAAAAUGGGAAAAAUGCUGAAAAAAUUGGUGAAUUGAUUGGGUUUAGUAAAUUACAGAAAAAGGAUGAAUUUAAUCAAGUUAUGAAAUUGAAAGCUGAAGAAUAUCCUGAUUUUUUCCACAAGAGUUCUAGGGAUAUUAUUGAUGUUGCUGUCUUAAAAAAAUCUUUAAAGAUUAAUAUAUUUGCAAAGUUGAAGUCAAUGGGGAAGAGAUGGUUGGGGUUUGGGCCUAAUUAUAAAACUAAGGAAUCAAGUCAUUUACAAAAUGUUUCAAAAAUGUUUCAUUAUUUAUGUUGCAUCAGGACAACGUCUCCAUUGACUAGUCGCACAAUUGGCACCAUCGUGCUUCCAAUAACACGUUUCGAACAAAUCAGGACAAUCAAAAUAACCUCUAGAAAAACCACACGGAAACCAAAGUCAAACGAGAAAACCGAAGAAAUCAAGCCAAAAGAUGAUAAACGAAUAAAAGAGGAAAGCAAAACUGAAAGAGAGGCUAAUGAAAGGCUAGACAAAAUCAACAAAAUGAAGGAAGAAUCAAUCGCUGAUAGACUAUCCCCUGCUGUUAUUCAAGAGUCAUUAGGUGUGAGCUCAGAGUUGUUCGCAGAGCUUCAAAAAAAGAUUGACUUUCAUGGAGAUCCAUUUAAUGUUAUAUCCAAGCUUGUCGAAGAGCGUGUGUUCCCAUUUACCAUGUGCUAUAGAUAUGAAAGGGCAUAUGGUGCUGAGCAUAUGGAAGGUUAUACACAAAUGACACUUUUGGAAUUUGAAGUGAUUUAUGGGAUUCUUGAAGAGCAUGAUGACGAUAUUGUGAAUACUCUCAGAUAA
Molecule: messenger RNA, 1041 nt
Organism: Hansenula anomala
Lineage: Eukaryota; Fungi; Ascomycota; Saccharomycetes; Phaffomycetales; Wickerhamomycetaceae
Exons: 4
Coding region: 1-1041 (346 amino acids)
Source: RefSeq, a predicted model, not a curated record